Messenger RNA from Amoebophrya sp. A120, 726 nucleotides. The record is from the annotation of a GenBank genome assembly. Lineage: Eukaryota; Dinophyceae; Syndiniales; Amoebophryaceae.
GUACCAGCAGCGACCCAUCUUCCUCCGAUGCCGUAGUGGACAACUUUUUUCAGGAGCUGGCCUCAUGCCGCUCGAACAGUCUCACCGAGACCACGCACUGUACGGACUCCUCGGGGAUUUCUGCAAGCACCUGGGUGAGCAACUUCAUCAACUGCGGAUCGGGAAGCGGUGGAACCCGGAACGCCUCCCUGAUUACCACGGAGGGUAUUGUCGACCCCAUGAACCCUCCGCCGGUUUUGCUAUCAUACCGAAACUCCGAGGACCCUUGUCGUAAGUUUGCUAGAACGCAAACCUCAUUGUUCCGAUGCCUCGUGGUCUCCCAUCACAAGAACUACAUCAUACGUUGAAUGCAAACAAUACAACUACGAAUACAUGUGCAUGUUUAUUUUCAAACUGGCAGUCUCAGUUGCAUCAGUGUGCACGAGUCGUAGUUUCGUAAGGAUACUUACAAGAUCCGGAGUCCAACAGCAGCGGAAGCUUCAUCGAAGAUUUGCUAAAGACUGCAUCGAUAGGGGAAGGUAUAAAUAUGGACCUUGUCAUUUCGACUGUUUGUCAUGCGAUAUUAUAGCUUUCUAGUUCCUUUUUCAUGUGGAGUAGUAUCUAUGACAGACACAGAGAACGCAGGCAAGUGGUAAAAAACCAGAAGGAAUACACAACACAAUCCAUUUUCCUAAGGUUCUGGGUCGCCGUCCCCAGGACGCAAUGAUCUGUUCAACAACGAUCGCC